UCCCUUCCUCCUGCCAAGAUCCUAGUACCUCAUCUCUAACCCAGAAUUACAUAUCUUGGUGGUAGAAAUGUCCACCCAAGAAGAGGGAAGAUUUGGCGAAUCUGAUCUGGUAGGGCACCUUUCUCUAAAGUUUUAGUUUUCAGUCACUCAGACGCUCACUUUUCCUCCUCCCGUCUGUUCUCUCAGUUCCUGACUUUCCCUCGAGCCCUCUGAUGCCUUAGCCUUUUUCCUGCUUUUAUCUUCCUUGCUCAGGUGCUUUCCCAGAAGGCAGGCAUCACUCCCUUGGGUUGCUCCCGUCAUUUUUCCUCCCUUGCUUUCCUCCAUCUAGCCAAACUGGUUUGAGUCAGCUACACCCCCAUAUGAGCUCCUGGGGCUCUUCAGGUGGUGACUGGCCACCCAACCCCACCCCUGGGCUUGGCUUGAAGCCCUGAGUCAGCUCCAUCUCUACCCAAGCCAAAUCAAACCUGAGGCAGAAGCCGAAACUCUCAGUACCUCAAGGCCUAUAGCCAGGUGAUGGAGGACGAGGAGAAUGCAGUGGAGAUCUUGGUGAGCAACAUGGAAGCUGCUCAUUCUCCAUCCCCCAUUCGCUGCUGCUGGCUCCGCCUCCGCUACUUGGCAGCUACUAGCAUUAUCUGUGGCUGCUCUUGCCUGGGAGUCAUGGCCCUUGUGUUUGCCAUCAAGGCAGAAGAGCGGCAUAAGGCAGGCCACUCCGAGGAAGCAGUGCACUGGGGGGCCCGGGCCCGGAGGUUCAUCCUGGCCAGCUUUGCUAUCUGGCUUGCUGUCCUCGUUCUGGGCCCCCUGCUUCUGUGGCUGCUCUCUUACAUCAUCGCCCAAGCUGAGUGAGUGAGGGUGGCCUCUUCUGAGAGUCAGCCGGAACCUCCUGGAUCCUGCAAGGCGGCAUUACUAGGGUCCAGUGCCAGCAGUGGUCCUCCCUGGCUGGAGGAUGGUGCCUCUCUCAAAGGGCUUUGGAAAAGCUCUUCUAGCCCUUUAUAAAAGGAAACGGCAACUGAGACUGAUGAGGGGAGGUCAGCCUGCUCUGUUCUUUCAGUGUUCAUCAUUCCCUGCCCCCCCCCACCCUCCCCAGCCUACCCCAUUCUAGGGGCCUCUACCCAGAGGUGGGGUUGAAGACCAGGCCUGAUUUUAUUAGAAUUUGUUUUAUAAUAAAAGCCUUUUUUAGUGGUGAAAUGCUGUUCCUGUCUACUUGUUCUUCCUCUGCUUUCCCAGACCUUGGUAAGAGCCAGAGAGGGCAUCUGACUGAGGCAGAAGUUUGCGUCUCCCUGUGCCUAGUUGCUCCAUGAGAGUGAAGGGUUUCUUUUUCUUUUUCUGGAAGCUCUUGGAAAGACCCCAGCUUCUUCCUUAUACCUGAAGAGAGGCCCAGAGGCCAGAGAGCAAGAGUAGCAGCAUCAGCUACUAUUCAUUGAAUGUUUGAUAUGUUCCAAGCUGUGUUCUGGACACUUUAUAUUUCUUAACUUCUUCAGUUCUCAUAAUCACUCAAUACCUAGUACCAUUGUUCUCACUUUAUAGUUGAGGAAACAGGCACAGAUUAUAAUGGCAUACAGCUAGUAAAUGGCAGAGCUGGGACUGAACUCAGACAUUUUGGUUACAGAUUUGAGAGAGGAGUGAAAGGAUUGAAUACAGCAGCCAUCCCUUACAUAGAGAGAUUUCUAUGACUAUAUUGAAUUUGCAUAGCCUUUAUCUUGGGCUUAUUGAUACUUAUUUUGUAUUUUUAUUGAUUUCAGAGAAGAAGGGAGAGGGAGAGAGAAACAUCAAUAAUGAGAGAGAAU
Messenger RNA from Myotis myotis, 1784 nucleotides. It is a transcript of the gene TMEM265, whose product is annotated as transmembrane protein 265. The record is from RefSeq and is a predicted model, not a curated record. Lineage: Eukaryota; Metazoa; Chordata; Mammalia; Chiroptera; Vespertilionidae. Gene Ontology annotation, cellular component: membrane. The transcript is spliced from 3 exons. The coding region runs from base 514 to 843 and encodes 109 amino acids.